Messenger RNA from Penicillium malachiteum, 567 nucleotides. RefSeq names its product pre-rRNA-processing TSR2 family protein. The transcript has a single exon. Gene Ontology annotation, biological process: maturation of SSU-rRNA from tricistronic rRNA transcript (SSU-rRNA, 5.8S rRNA, LSU-rRNA). Gene Ontology annotation, cellular component: nucleus. Lineage: Eukaryota; Fungi; Ascomycota; Eurotiomycetes; Eurotiales; Aspergillaceae. The coding region runs from base 1 to 567 and encodes 188 amino acids. The record is from RefSeq and is a predicted model, not a curated record.
AUGGAUGCUCAAUCAACUGCUCCCCCGGCUACCGAUGCCGCCUCUUACCUCGACCUGGGUAUUACACUCGCCCUGGACAACUGGCCCGCACUCACACUCGCCGUGCAAUCAAACUGGGGUGGACCAACCUCUGCCGACAAGCGCGCCUGGCUUUGCGGUGCCAUUUCCGAGAUGUUGAAUGAGCGCGCCGAAACCGAUGCCGAAGAUCUCGAGGAUAUUUUGAUUCAAGUCAUGAACGACGAGUUUGACGUUGUGGUCGACGACGAGAGUGCCGGAAAUGUGGCGGACCUGAUCAUGGAAAUUAAGGAUCAGACCGUGCGUGGAGAGUUUGGUGCUAUUCAGCAGAUGUGGCAUAUCUGGCAGCAAAAGAGUGCGCAGAGAUCUGCUGCUUCAGAAAUGUUCAAGCAGGUUGAGUCGAAGGAUGAAGACCAAGAGACUGAUGAGAGUGACGACGAGGGCUCAGAUGUCGAGAUGGGAGAUGCGCCUGAGAGAGCGCCUAGGGAAAGAGUUGAACCUGAGAUUGAUGAUGAUGGGUUUACCAAGGUGGUUAGCAAGAAGAAGCGAUAG